Messenger RNA from Eublepharis macularius, 3341 nucleotides. It is a transcript of the gene NSUN7, whose product is annotated as NOP2/Sun RNA methyltransferase family member 7. The record is from RefSeq and is a predicted model, not a curated record. The coding region runs from base 127 to 2319 and encodes 730 amino acids. Gene Ontology annotation, molecular function: methyltransferase activity. The transcript has 12 exons. NCBI's taxonomy places the organism in Eukaryota, Metazoa, Chordata, Lepidosauria, Squamata, Eublepharidae.
CGGCGGGGCGGCCGAGGACGGGGAGCCCCGCGGGCCGGUGAUGCGCGCCCCUGGCCGCCCGCUCCGGGACCUUAGGAUUCAGAUUUGCUGUUCUGUCUUACACUGAUACAUCAGUACCAUAAAACGAUGCCGCUCCUAAGGAAUAGCUUGCUGUCCUCCAGUGAUAGCCUUGUGAAUGAUACUGCAAAUCUCCAUGAAAUGACCUUUUCUAUUGACGUUGCAUCUGCUGAAAAAAGUUCAACAAGUCUGACUGAGAAGACUGGUUAUCAAGACACCAUCUACCUAAAUGCAGCCAACAUUUUUCAAGGUAUUCAUAAUAAAAAGCCUCAAGAUAAGUUGCUGGUGAAGUAUGGGAAUGGAUCCCUGCCGCUGGCACCAGAUUUCAAAGAUGAGCGAAGCCAACGUUCGUCCUAUGAACUGGCUUUCAAUGCUUUAAAAUAUCAAGAUAUUCUUGAAAAUGUAUUGAUUGACAGUGGCGUUUAUCCAAUGCAGUCAAUACCAGAUGAAUUGACAAGUCUAGUUGUUGUGAUGUUAUACGAUCUUCAAGAUCGGAAAUUCGAAGCCCGCCAAAAUAUUGAUGAUGAAGAACCAAUAGAAGAGGUCCAAGAAGUUGAGCAUUACCUGUACAGUUUUAAAACCAAACUGGCUGCAGCAUUAGCAAGAUGUCGAAUUAAGCACGACGCCCUUUCCAUCGACUGCAUUCUGCCAGAAAGCAUCCGCAGGCAAGAGCAAAGGGCCUCUGCUCUGCCCUGGUUUGCUUGGGUGAAUACACUCAAAGUGAGCCUGGAAGACGUUCAUGGUGCUUUGCAGAAGGAGGGAUUCACAAGAGUGGAAUCAGUGUCAAAAUUUGAUGGCUAUACAUAUUGCCUGGAUAAACACUGCGAAAAUUUAUUCAUCUUCCCUUCUGUUCUCAAAGAACAGCUGCUUACUUUGGAACUCUUCGCUCAUUACAAACUCUUACUACAGGAUAAGUCCCGGAGCCUUGCUGUGCAUUCUGUGAAGUCUAUGUUGAAUAUGGACGAUGACGUCUUAAUAGCCCACGUGGGCUCAGGGCUCACUGCGGCCCACAUGUCGGUACUGACAAGCCCAGGGGCUUCCAAAGUAUUUGUAUGUGGGAUCAAGUCAGCAGCAAAGGAAGCAGAGCUCAAGAGUUUGUUCGCAGAGAUGGACUGUAAAAAUAUUGAACUAUUGCAUGAGGAUUUUUCAAACAUCGAGCCAACUGAGCAUAAGCUGCAGAAAGUUAAAGUGAUUUUGCUGCUGCCUCGUUGUUCUGGCCUGGGUGUGAGCAAUCCAGUCGAAUUCAUUCUCAACGAGCAGGAAGAUGCUGACUUUCUUAGGGAUCUCUCUCAAGGGUCUGUAGCAGAAGAUAAACUCAAUGUUCUUGCUGAACAGCAGCUUAAAGAAUUAACACAUGCAAUGCAGUUUAAUAAAGUGCAAGCUGUUGUGUACUGCACCUGUUCGGUUUAUCCGGAAGAAAAUGAAGCUGUCGUGAGCAAGGCCCUCACGUCGGGAGCAGAAGGAGUGAAGGCCCAACCGUACAAGCUUUGCCCUCCUGUCCUCCCUUUAUGCUGCAAAUCAGAAAUAAACAAUUCUGCUGAGAAUUUUUUCAAACUGGAGUUAUCGGAUAUUUCUAACAGCUGUUUCAUAGCUGUUCUGGCCCGAGAGAGGGAUCCAUCUGAGACCGUGUCGGUAAAAGAUGUUUUAGCUCGUGCUGCAGCGAAAGGAUUAUUGGAAGGUAUUGACUUAGCAAAGCCAUCUAAAAGAGAGGAGAAGAAGAAAAAGAAACAAAAAGGAACUCCAACAAAAACAGCUACUAAAGAAGCAGUAAUACAGUCCAGAAUUCAGGAGUUCCUGGAUAGGGAAAUGAAACCCACCAAGAUUGACUCACACUCUUCAGUAUCUAAUAUAACUACCAGUACUUCUCAGAAAACCAUAAGCCAGACAAAAGAUUCCGCGCAGCUGAAGAAAACGGCGAAGCCCGCUUCGGACUCAUCCUUACCUGUGAUGCUGAAAAACACUCCCACUUCCUCAUCCACACAAAAAGUGUUUGAAAGGCAACGAACUGCCAGGAAACCGAAGUCAGAAGAGAAACUGAUGGUUCUGAAGCCUGUUGAGAUCGUCCUGCCUCCGGUAAUGAUGCCAUACUUCAAUCCGCAAGGGAACAGAUCCCAAAUUUCAUCUAACCACUAUUAUUAUCACUGGGUUGGAUCAAAAACUGGAAUAUAUGGCUCAAUUAGUCCUUCUUCUUCUAAAAAACUGAUCAAGUCAAAAGAACCCUCAUCAUCUUCUACAGCCAAGCAUGCUCGUCCAUGGCACUGAAGACCUGCCUUUUGUAACUGCUGCUUCUUACUGUAAUUCUUUCAGAAUUUGAAGCUUGUAUUCUUCUAAUGGGUUUUUCUUUUUUUUUAAAAAAACCCUCCUGUAUAGGAUCACUUGCUCAUCAAGCAUGUAUCUUCGUAGGAAACAAUGUGCUUUUAGAAGGCAGAUAAAACAUAUAUUCCUUCCCAUUAUUAUUAUGAAGAUAGUGGAGGGGCCAUUCUGCAGAAAGGCUUUCAUUAUGUAGUCCAGCUUGAGUCAAUUGUGCGGGUCAAAAUGCCUAAAUCUGACACACACACCCCAGAUUCUGCAUGUCACGGAGGAUAAACUGGAAACACUUUGUAUGUGUGCUGGCUAGUCAGCUUGGAAUGUAGCAGGGGCAGCUUUUGUCUGAAUCUUAAGGGUUAGCUGCUAAUACUAUAAAGUAAACCAGGGCUUCUAAAAUUUGUAAUGGAUUUGCAAUACUACUUCACUAUCAUUGGGGAAUUUUGCUUCCUUUUGUUUUUCAUUUCUAAAACUGGUUCCAGUGUCUGCAGAGUGAUAUUUCAAGAUUUCAGCCUGUUUCAAUAAUUUGCUCUUAAAUCUUCUCUUCCAAAAGGGCAUACAAUUUUGAAAACAAGUUGUGACAGUUUUGACUUUAAGAAUAAAACACCACAGUCUCCAAGAAAGGGCUAAGAAGUCUGCACGAGAACAGUUUCUGGCCUUCUUUGUAUGACAGCAUAAUUACUGGAUGGUUUCACUCUGCUACUGCUAGACACUGAACUCCACUAGUAAGUCAGUCUAAAUCUUCAGUUUAUUAUGCAGCAUAUUUUAAAUGGAAACCAUACCUAUUAAAAUGCCUGAUUGAAGCCUGUCUUGAGUGGUUGUCCUGGUAGUUUGCCAUGUAGUUUUGGACCUAAGGUAUGGUCUGAAGGCAGAACGGGCAGCCAGUUUACUUCAGCGGAGCUGCUGUGUGUCUGUUCACUGCCUGCAUCAUCUCUUACAUGCCCCAUUUAAUAUUAUAUCAUUGGAGAUGAUAUAAUAAA